UUCAAACCGAAAGUAGACACCACUUUCGGUUUUGCAUCCGGAUAUUUAUGAUGUGUAUAUUAACGAUGAUCAUCUUAACUAUUUUAGCAUUUUUCAUUGGUUUAAUUGUGUUUGUGAUAUGUGGAAAAGAGACUGAUGUAUACGAUAGUAUUUCAAAGUUAGCCUGGUAUAAACUAAUUAUCAAACUUGUUUAUAAACUUGUGAAAUGUCGCAAACAAGGAAAUUUGUAUUUGGAUAAAAGCCUUGUGUACAUUGCUGACACUAAUACAAACUUUACAUUAGCGUUAUCGGUUAGAAAUCACAAGGUUACAGUCAACGGUUUAAGGAUUGAUAAAGAUCAUUUAGCGAAAUACAAGGCCCUAUGCAGGUACAACCCGAACGAUGGCGAAGUACCACUUUGCUAUGCAGAAACGUUAUUCAUGAAACCUUUAAUAGCAUUGAUCACAUCGUCAAAGUUCGCCCUUUCACCAAUCGGUCUGAUACAUAUCCGGCAGAAUAUCAAACAGUGGAUUCCUUUACAAGAAUACAUGAAAGCGAAAUUUACUCUUGAAUUAUCGGUUAAACAGUACAGGCAAAAUGAGAGAGGAAUAGAGGUAGAUAUUAACCUGCGAACUAUGGUAGGUAGCACGUGUGUCUGGGAAGGCACGAUGACGCUUCUGUCACGAGCUAAACAGGGCAAAUCGAGAGGACGACCAGAACGAAGAAACCACGAUAAAGAAAUCAUCUAUAGAUUCGAUGACGAUUUUGAGGUGCCAGCAAGCUGCGGGGUCGACUAUGCUAAGCUAACGGGUGACUGGAAUCCGCAUCAUUUGUAUAGGUGGAGCGCGUGGUUGCUAGGAUACCAAAAACCUAUAGCACAUGGCAUGUGGACAUUGUCUAGAGCCAUUGCAAAACUACAAGAGCGU
Molecule: messenger RNA, 905 nt
Organism: Ruditapes philippinarum (Manila clam)
Lineage: Eukaryota; Metazoa; Mollusca; Bivalvia; Venerida; Veneridae
Product: 3-hydroxyacyl-thioester dehydratase X-like
Source: RefSeq, a predicted model, not a curated record